UUUCCCAACUGUUAAAUCAAGAACAAUUCGCGUUUCACUCGUACAAACGCGACCUACUGAUCUACACUCGGUGAAAUAUGACAAAAUCAUGUGUAAAAGUGAAAUUAUGUUAAGUAUCAUUGCUGUCUCCUUGAGGAUUAGCUCGUUUAGAAACUGAUUGGACGAACUGAUCAAACGCUUUGAGACUCGACGGAGUGGUUUAGCAACUAGCCUAGCAAUGACCAACUUUUACUGAUCUUAUACUCAAUAAAAUAUGGAGACGUUUGUUUUAUUUGUACUAGCUACGUUACUCGUGGAAGGUGUGUUUGGUUAUAUGGAUGAAGUGAAGUCAGUGUCAGUGAUGGAGGGAGAUUCUGUCACUUUAUACACUGAUCUUACUGAAAUACAGAAAGCUGAGCUGAUACUCUGGACAUUUGGAUCUGGAAACACUCGUAUAGCUCAGAUCAACCGAAUGUCCCACAAGAUCUCAUUAUAUGAUGAUGUUCUUGAUGGGAGAUUCAGAGACAGACUGAAGCUGGACAGUCAGACUGGAUCUCUGACCAUCACAAACACCACAACUCAACACGCUGGACUCUAUCAACUACAGUUCAUCGGUGGAAAACAGGUCACACCCAAGAAAUUCAGUGUUAUUGUUUCUGCUCAUCUACCCGUUCCUGUCAUCAGCAGAAACACUUCACAAUGUUCAUCAUCAUCAUCAUCAUCAUCAUCAUCAUCAUCUUGUUCAUUGUUGUGUUCAGUGGUGAAUGUGGGUCAUGUGACUCUCUCCUGGUACAAAGGAAACAGUUUAUUGUCCAGCAUCAGUGUGUCUGAUCUCAGCAUCAGUCUCUCUCUACCUCUGGAGGUGGAAUAUCAGGAGAAAAACAGCUACAGCUGUGUGAUCAACAAUCCCAUCACAAACCAGACCACACAUCUGGACAUCAGCAAACUCUGUCAACCAUGUUCAGCACCAGGUUUGUCCGCAGGUCAUAUAGCAUUGGUUUGCUUUAGUGUUCUGGCUGUGGUUCUAGUUUUGUGUGGUAUUUUCUUUUACUAUCACCACAGGAGGUCUACACAAGCAGAUCAUCAGAGCAAACCUUAUGGAGAAGAAAAUAUUAGGCUAACUAAUGCAGAUGGAGAAACACCGGAACAGGAGAGACAUUCACAAAACGGUACUUUUGUGGAGAAAGAUGAAAUUAAGUCUGUGUUAGCAAUGGUGGGAGAAAGAGUCACGCUACACACUGAUCUCACUGAAAUAAAGGAAGAUGAGCUGAUACGGUGGAAGUUUGCAGAUUCCAAAGUAAACAAACUCGCUGAAUUUUUUGUCAUAGCCAAAUGGGAUAAAACAAACAAUGAGGAAUACCCACAUGAUGACCACAAAUUCAAAGACAGGUUACAUCUGGACCACAAUACUGGAUCUCUGAUCAUCACAAACUUCACAAAUGAACUCUGUGGACAUUACAAACUGCACAUCACCAGCGAGGGAAAGAAGAUCUCAAAGACUUUCAGUCUUGUAGCUCAUGACCCAAAGAAGAGACAGGGUACAAUCCUGAGGAGAGAAACUUGCCCUUGAUAGCAGAAUGAGAGUAUAUGUAAUCCAUAUUUCAGUUCAAUUGCCAAAAUAAUGGAACAUAGUUCUUCUUAUUUAUACAGCCACCUAAAAACCCAAAUAUACUUUGUGUGUGCAGUCUAAGCUGACAAAAACUGAUGUCUGACAGGAGACAGUGGCUUAUUACUGUAAACACAACAGUAAACAGCUAAACCAUUGUCACACUGCACGCAAAUGCUGAAAAACAGUCCAUUUGUAUUAUAACAAUAUUAUAAUAUUAUACAAAUUCUUUCCCCUUAUAAUUUUUCAUGCAUUCACAAGGUGUCCUGGAAGAACAUCAAAAUGCAUAAAUAUUCAUACAUAAAUAUUCACAUUGUAUUUAUUAUUUUAACAGCUUUUUAAAUUUAUUUUAAAUUUAGCAAAUAUUUUAAGUAUAUAAAGCUAUCAAAAAUAUUUCUGCAGCUUUGACUGAGCCAGAUGAACUGAAGUCAGCAAUGGCGGGAGAUUUAAUUUGUGAAAGAAACGGUGCUGUUUGAACAUCUAAAUGUUACGUUGUUUCAAACUGUGAAUGAGAGACUGCAAUUUCAGCCUUGUUAAGAACAAAAAGUUUUUAUUCAAUUUUUAUUUUUUUUAUAAUAAUAAUAAUAAAAGACCUGUCUUAUGUUAUUGUGUUGUGUCUAUCAAAUGCAACGAGAAAGUCUAGAUAUGCGUAUAUAUUGAUAAAACUUCUGGUAUUCUU
Molecule: messenger RNA, 2264 nt
Organism: Carassius gibelio (silver crucian carp)
Lineage: Eukaryota; Metazoa; Chordata; Actinopteri; Cypriniformes; Cyprinidae
Product: SLAM family member 9
Exons: 8
Coding region: 254-1549 (431 amino acids)
Source: RefSeq, a predicted model, not a curated record